AUGGUAUUCGGAGAGUCCUUGUUGAAUGAUGCGGUCACUGUCGUUUGCUAUAAUUUGCUUAAUGAUUUCAAAGAGUUGGAAUCUAUCGAGUUUCUAGAUGUGAGCUACAGAUUCAUUGUGCCAGCACCGAUUGGAAUUUUCCAGUGCUUUAUGGGUUUGCUGGCCUUCCUUUGCGUAUCUUUAGGAGGACUGGCGAUAGGCUUAUUUUCUGGUUUUAUGUCUGCUUUUGUCACAAAGUUUACCAAACAUGUGAGAGGUAAGUAUCUGUGCCGCGGCACCUAA
Molecule: messenger RNA, 282 nt
Organism: Cylicostephanus goldi
Lineage: Eukaryota; Metazoa; Nematoda; Chromadorea; Rhabditida; Strongylidae
Source: the annotation of a GenBank genome assembly